UUUCAUGACACGACACGGUGGCAGCCCAUAAGGAAACGUGUUUAUCUUGAAAGCACCCGGCAGAGACGGCAAGGAAGGGGCUGAGCUGGUGGGAAGACCCCAUUUCUCAAACCCAGCUUUCUACACGGAAUUAUUCAAAGGGAAACCUUAUCAAGCAGCCUUCCAGCUUGGUGUCAUCCAUCUUCCAAAGGUUUCGCGUGGACAGAGCCCAGAGCCGGGCGUGCCCCAGUUUGGGAUAAUCGUUUCAGCACUUCGGACAGCGCCCCGGGAGUGGCCCUUGGGUUGGCUAUGGCGAGCGUUCAGCAAGGCGAGAAGCAGCUUUUUGAGAAGUUCUGGCGAGGAACCUUUAAAGCUGUGGCCACCCCGCGUCCUGAGAGCAUCAUUGUCGCCAGCAUUACAGCCCGCAAGCCUCUGCCAAGGACAGAACCCCAGAGCAGCCCCAUGGCUCCAGGUCAGGAUGGACCCUCUGGAAAGCUGAGCCAGCAUCUGGCCACAGAGGCCUCGGGCACCAGCUGGGAGAGAGACAAGGCCUGCCGGGAGCGCAGUCCUGCGAGAGCACGCAGCACCUCCCGCGACAAAGAUCGGACGCCACCGCCGUCCUCCAGGGGGAAGAAGAAGAAGAAGAAGUCUACCCGGAAGAGGAGAAGGAGGUCCCCGUCCUAUAGCUCGUCGCCUGUCAAGAAAAAGAAGAAGAAGAGUUCCAAGAAGCAUAAGCGGCGCAGGUCGUUCUCCAAGAAGAGAAGGCACAGCUCCUCCAGCCCAAAAAGCAAGAGAAGGGAAGAGAAGAGGCACAAAAAACAAUCGCGAAGCCGGCCCCGAAAGUCUCACCGCCUCCGCCACCACCACAGGCCCUCGCGGUCCCAGAGCUCGGAGUCCCGGUCCUCCAGCUGCGAGAGCAGGCACCGCGGCCGGUCCCCCGAGGAAGGGCGGAAGUCUCGCCACAGGCACUCCCGCCGCUGCUCCAAGACCCUCGGCAAGGCCAGCCCCCAGGCCCAGUCCAGCCACCCGCCUAGCCAGCCCCUCCAGAUGCUCAGCCUCCUGUCCGCCAGGGGUGUAAUCACUGGGUCGGGGUCUGCUGCUGACCUCUUUACCAAAACAGCCAGCCCGCUCGCCACCCGCCGCGGCCGCUCCCAGGAGUACGACUCAGGCAACGACACCUCCUCGCCACCCUCCACGCAGAUCAGCUCCAGCAGGUCUCGGGGUCCGGAGAAGGAGAGCCCCGGCGGGGAACGCAGCCAGGGCCGGGACCUCAACAGCGGCAACACCUCUGAUUCAGGGAACUCCUUCACCACCUCCUCUCCCCAGAACAAGGGGACGGCUCCCGAGAAUCUCUCCCCCACCAGCAGGGGCAGAGAGCCAAGGGGACGGCAGUCGCCGGUGAAGUCCAGUGCAGUCCCGCCCACAGCCCAGAGCUCCCCCAGGAGAGGGUGCUCCCGCAGCUCCUCCCAUGCCAGCACCCGGUCUUCCAGCCGCUCCUCCCGAUCCCCCAGCCCCAGGGCCUCCCCCAGGUACACCCGGAGCCGAUCCGCCUCCUCUGGGAAAAGGUCCUACUCGCGCUCUCCCAGCUACUCCUCCAAGUCUGGCAAGAGGAGCCCGCCCAGCAGAAGCUCUGGAUCCCGCCGCAGCCCCAGCUACUCCCGCUACAGCCCCAGCAGGGAGCGGGACCCCAAGUACAACGAGAAGAACUCGCAGCAGCGGGAGCGCGAGCGACCUCGUAGGAGACGGAGGUCCUACUCGCCCAUGCGGAAGCGCCGGAGAGACUCCCCGAGCCACCUGGAGGCGCGGAGGAUAACCAGCGCCCGGAAACGCCCCAUCCCCUACUACCGGCCCAGCCCCUCCUCGUCCAGCGGCCUCAGCAGCACCUCCUCCUGGUACAGCGGCAGCAGCAGCCGCUCCGCCAGCCGCAGCUACUCCCGCAGCCGCAGCCGGACCCGCACAAGCAGCAGCUCCAGCUCCCGCAGCCCCAGCCUGGGCUCCCGCAGCCGCAGCCGCAGCCGCAGCCGCAGCCGGAGCCGGAGCCGGAGCCGCAGCUCCAGCUCUGCAGACAGCGACUCCAGCACAAGGCGCUAA
Eptesicus fuscus (big brown bat) is the source of this 2070-nucleotide messenger RNA. It is a transcript of the gene SRRM4, whose product is annotated as serine/arginine repetitive matrix 4. Bases 289 to 2070 code for a protein of 593 amino acids. Gene Ontology annotation, molecular function: mRNA binding. The transcript is spliced from 15 exons. NCBI's taxonomy places the organism in Eukaryota, Metazoa, Chordata, Mammalia, Chiroptera, Vespertilionidae. The record is from RefSeq and is a predicted model, not a curated record. Gene Ontology annotation, cellular component: nucleus. Gene Ontology annotation, biological process: neuron maturation; regulation of RNA splicing; mRNA processing.